AUCCGGGUCUUUUGGUUCACGGACAGCCACUUCCAUUAGCCUCCGACACCGCUUUGUAAUUGUGAAGGAAUAAGGCCAGUCAAAAUGCAAACUUCUCGUGUGAAUAUCGUGUUUUUAUCAUAUCUGCAUGUUUUUCUGUCUUUAACAUGUUUUCACGAGGUCGUGGGAGCAGCUGGAGGAAAAGGGUUUGGAGAAAACAUCCACUGGAGGACGCUGGAAGAUGGCAAGAAGGAAGCAGAGGCCAGUGGACUGCCAAUCAUGCUCAUCAUCCAUAAGACCUGGUGUGGAGCCUGCAAAGCACUGAAGCCCAAAUUUGCCGAGUCCAAGGAAAUCUCUGAACUUGCACACAACUUUGUUAUGAUCAACCUGGAGGACGACGAGGAGCCAAAAGAUGAUGCCUUGACCCCUGAUGGAGGAUACAUUCCUCGGAUUCUUUUCCUCGAUCCAAGCGGCAAAGUCCAUUCUGAAAUUACCAACAAGAAGGGCAAUCCAAACUACAAGUACUUCUACAGCAAUGCAGACCAAGUUAUAUCUGGCAUGAAGGAGGCUCAGGAAAGGUUGACAGGCGACGCCUUCAAGCAGGGUCACGCAGAAGACGAGCUGUGAGGACGCAGAGACGGGCAUCAGGCUGUAAGGGCUACACUUCCUCUACCUGAGCCUGUGCUGCAGACCACCCCCAAACACUCUCUAUUUAAACUGUAACUUUAGACAGUGAGGCUCCAUCUCACUUAGCAAACCAAGCCAACCAUUAAAACGGUGCUUGAGUCUUUCUUUUUGUUCGAUUCCUUUCUUUUUCUGAUAUUACUGUACUCAUGUUCCUGUCAUUGUUUUAAAAACAUGUAUAUUUGUAAGUAAUUAAGUGCCAUGUACUGUACUUACUGCCUGUAGAGGAUACAACCAAGUCAUGCAAGCCAAGUUAACAGUUAUUCACUUACACGCCUGUGUGCUGUUGUCAGACACACCUGGAUAAUGCCAAGUUUUAACAGGUGAGCUGUCUCGUUUUUCACCAGACAACACAGAGGUUUUAAAGAAUAGAAAGGUUUAUCUUUGGAGAGGACUGUUUGAUUCACUAACCAGUAACGUUAUGUUUUCACCCAACAGCAGUAAUACUUCAUGUUAGUCAGAAUACAUAUUUAAAUACCUACAGUGAUGUGCUUCCAAUGAUCCUCUACAGUCUUAACUCCAUGGUGUCAGUAUUUAACAUUCACUAUAACCGUAUUUCUAUUAUACACUUUCUUUUACUCCUGCCAGUGUACCUGCUUAUUAGCCUGACUGUGUUUUCUGGUUCUGAGUUUGUUUUGCUGCUCGUAAAGUUCUUGGUUCAUAUUUUUUAAAUGAGGGAUAAAAACAUUGGUAAAGUGUCUUGGUGUAUUUUCUACAUGUACACAGCCUAGUGUGCAAAUAAAGUUUGUUCUACUUAA
Messenger RNA from Labrus mixtus (cuckoo wrasse), 1421 nucleotides. RefSeq names its product thioredoxin domain containing 12 (endoplasmic reticulum) (gene txndc12). The transcript has 7 exons. Lineage: Eukaryota; Metazoa; Chordata; Actinopteri; Labriformes; Labridae. The record is from RefSeq and is a predicted model, not a curated record. Gene Ontology annotation, cellular component: endoplasmic reticulum. Bases 85 to 606 code for a protein of 173 amino acids.